Molecule: messenger RNA, 1386 nt
Organism: Trichomonas vaginalis G3
Lineage: Eukaryota; Parabasalia; Trichomonadida; Trichomonadidae
Product: proline-rich extensin signature family
Exons: 1
Coding region: 1-1386 (461 amino acids)
Source: RefSeq, a predicted model, not a curated record
AUGUAUCCAGGUAUUUCUGUUCCAUCUGUUGAGUCUAGCGCCAACUUUUUGGAACUAACACACCGCGAUACUGUAUCUGUUUUAGACAGUCUCCAAGAUAUCAUCAACAGAGGUGUUGUUUCCCAAAUUGUCUUCCUAAACAAAUUUGCUAUGAAUUUAUUUAAAGAUAUAAUGAGUGAUCUAUCUCUAGUAAAGACAAGAGCAGAAAACCUUAAUGCAAAAAUUCAACAAGUGAAAGCACGCGCAUCUAAAACAUACGAAUUUCUUGCAUCUAAACCAUUAUCUUAUUUCGAAAACACAAAGUCUGUUGAUUUGAAGAUUGAACGUGUUAGUUAUGAUAAGUCUAAGCAACCAGGCCAAACUUAUACAAACUUAGCUCAAAUGAUGAAAGUUCCUGAAGAUAAUUUGACAUUUAAAGAAUUUGUCGGUGUUGGAAGAAUUACUGAUCCAAUUGAAAUCAAGAAAAGAAUGUCAGAUCCAUCGAUUCUUCAUAAUCAAUACGUUGAAGAACUUCUUAAUGAGCUUAAGGAAAUGGAAGAACCCCAGCCAGAGCACAAGCCUUCUAAGCCACCGGCAGCAGCUCAUCAGUCAUUUAUCACUCAGCAAGAAUCAGAUGCUAUCAUCAACGCUUUCUCCGGAAGAAUUCGUCCGGCAGAUAAGUUCCUUGUUAAUCCACCACCUAAGGGUACUACUGACUGGCGCCAUUACGUUGCAAAAUUACCAACAAGAUAUGAAGCUAAAAUGAUCGAUGAAGAAGUUCACGAAGUUACACAAGUCCACGAAAUUAAGCCUCACGCACCAAAGAAGCCGCGUCCAGCUUACAUUCCAAAGCCGAAACCAAUAGCUGCUCCGAAAUUGCAGCCGCAGAGGCCUCCAGAGCCAAAAGCUCCAACGAAAAAGUUCAUCAAUAUAUCCUCAGCAACAAAUGUUAUCAAUGCUACAUCUCAACCCCAAGAACCAGCGCCAUCAAAGCACGAAUCGAAGAAAGCGAGCAAAUCUUCUUCAUCUUCAUCAUCCGCUGCUGCUCCACCACCUCCUCCACCUCCUGCUGCCAAUUUACCACCUCCGCCACCUCCACCAGCAAAUCUUCCUCCACCACCUCCUCCUUCAGCUCCAAAGGCUCCUUCAGCUCCUUCUGCACCAAAGGCAAGCAAUCCUGCUCCAGAUAACCCAGGAGACUUCCUCAGCUUGAUCAAACAAGGUAAUUUCUCGCUCAAGAAGGUCGAUCAGGACGAGGAAAAAGAAAAGAAGCAUACAAUUACAGAUCCAAACAAUGCAAAUGUUGCAGAACUUCUUCUUAUGGAAAUGCAGAGAAGAAGAGAAGAUAUUGUCGAAACAGACUCAGAUGAAGACGAUGAUCAGUCAGAUUCAGAAUCAGAUUGGUAA